AUGUAUUAUGAAUAUAACACCACAGUGCAAUUUAUUAAUACAACGGAUGUACAGUAUACAAUGUAUGGAGUAAAGGGGGCAGCAACUUACACAGUUUACUUUAACGACACUUCCCCAAGUGAUCAUUGCAAUGCCUCUGGUAUGGCAAGCUGUGACAUUCACCACCUUUGUCCCCAGUAUGGAGUUCACCUUGUUCAAGUGACAGCAAGUAAUGGAUCAUUUAUAGAGAUUGAUUAUAUGAAUAUGACAUGCGACAAUCCGAUAGUAAAUAUAACAAUGGAUAUACCGUACACGGUAGCUAUACCUAAUGGAACGAUAGAUGCAAAGUUGAGGAUAAAAGAGAAUGACCUUUACUUGCCAAGGUUAUAUUGUAAGUGGAAUAUGGGCGAUCCUAUUCAUCGUGAAACGUAUGAGCUUGACUAUAAGACAGUCACGUACGAAAAUCCAUAUGUAUUUAAUUUUCAAUACAUUGCGUUAGGAUUGCAUACCAUCACGAUCCAUUGCUGGAAUCUUAUAAAUGAAACUCAUUUGACGACAAAAAUAACAGUCACCAAUAAAGAUUUUCUUUUUACUGGUGUGUUUGACCGAUUUUACUCUCAAAUGGACUCUCCUAUGUAUAUAUCCUCAAUGCUUGAUACAGAAAUAUUCAGUCGAUUAGAAAUUGUUGCAAGUUCUACUGAGAAAACUCAUACAAAUCUUUGGACAAUGGACAACGUGACAUUGGGACAAACGCCUCCAACCCGCCAUGGUUUACUUUUUACGCGCGGACUUGUACCGGAACUCAAAUAUAAUGUGAAGGUUCAUGUCUGUUUCAAAGAAGAGCCAAACAAUUGCAUCUUUGAACCAACAUUUACACAAUUUGUGAUGCCACCACCGCACGCAGAGAUUGUUGGGAGUAAACGGAGAAACGUCAAGAGGGAUGUUGUAACAAUAGAUGCAGCAACAUUGUCUUACGAUCCAGUUUUUCCAACAUGGAAAAACCUCACAUUCAUUUGGUCUUGUGAAAGUUUUGACGCGGCUGAUUUUGAUGAAGCAGCUGACCUUUACACUUCUGGUUCAGGGGGAAGUUCUUGUACAUACACUGACAGUGCCGGUGUUAUGAAUUUAAAUACUAAUAAAAACCCCACGAAGUCGCAUUACGUUGUUACUGUCAAGGUUGACAAUAAUAGGGGAUUGACCUCUACUUUUACGCAGGUUUUAGCUAUAGAAAACAAGGAACCGCUCGUCAUAGAAUGCAAAAUAAAUUGCCUGUCAAAAGUCGCGGUCAGCUCAAAACUUCAGCUAUUACCAGUGCUGUCAAAUAACUGCCCAGCUACUCUUUCAUGGACCUUAAAGAAGUAUUCUGGACUAACUUAUGUCGACGUUGAUAUGACAAACAUGGUCUCAAAUGCUGGAAACAACGCGCGAUCCCUGACAAUAAAGAAGAAUAAGUUAGAUUACGGUACAUGGUAUCUUGUGUCGUUAACCGUUGUUCUAGAUGGCGUAACAUAUGGGCCAGCUUACUAUGAAUUUGUGACAAACAGACCACCAGAGGGCGGAACAUGUACGAUAAUUCCCGUGAACGCAACAACUCUUAUACCUUUAUUGAAUUUAGAGUUACAAAAUACGACAGCUUCGUCAGGGGAAUACAAUGUUGUGAUAGCAGGAAUCGACCUUUUCAACCUUACUUGUUUAAGUUGGCAAGAUGAGGGGUUUACAAAUGACACAUUUUCAGAAACAGAGCCACUUUUCUAUCUUUUCUUUCUCUCCUACGGUGAACACGAUAACAAUGACGAUAUCGAAGCUGACUAUAGAAGACAACUCCUUUACUUUGACCCCGGACAAACGUCAAACUUGGUUUCGUUCCAAGUAGGCAAUGCCAAUGACGCAUUUAAAGCAACAGUUGUACUGCGCAUCACUGACGUACUCGGCGAUUACACUGAUGUAAAAUUCAAUGUUAAGUCGGAGCCGUCUCUCACAACUGCUCAGCUUGCCGAUCUAAGUAAUGCAGCUAUGUACGUAAUAACAUCCGAGUACUUCGAUCAAUUUGAUGAGGAUCUGAUCAAGGCCAACAGAACCUAUGAUUAUCGAACUAUUUCUAGAAAAGUCAUGGAUAUCUCGUCUGUUUAUAAUGAGCUGAGUCUGAACACAUCUUCCGGCAUUAUUUUAUCACCAGAUGACUUACUAUCUCUUGGUUAUGUUAGAACUGAUGACGAAACAUUACUUGGUUGGCAAGAUUACUGGAAAAUCAUAGUGGAAGUUGUCGAUACACAAACCACAGAUUACCUCAUUCAAGUUGGCGAAAAACACGCAUACAUGUUGCAUGCAAGUGUGAUGGCCUGGCCGCCUGAUAAAAGAAUGACGCUUGUGGCAAUUGAAACUAUCAGCAGAGCUUUAAAUGAAUCUACGGCAAUUGCUGAAUAUUCAAACGUUACAGCUGCGAUACUGAGUGCGAAUUGCGCAGAAGUAUUAGCCAGAAAUCUAGCCCAUAUAUCUAAUGACCGUACAUUUCCAAAUACGGAACAGCUUUUUGCAGCUGCAAAGGGUGUGAUUGAUUUGAUACAAAAUUUGUUAGGGAUUUUACAGACAGUUCUAACACCAAACCUUCCACAGGACCCGACCGUUGAUGAAAUGAGAAAGUACCUCGAAUACAUCAGUAUAUUCAAAACAACAGAAGAGGUUUUAAACGCCCCAUUAAGUCUUCAAGAACAAACUUUUCUUGCACAAAAGCAGUUACAAAAGUAUCAUCUGCAGAAGUAUAUAAAGUCAGAAGCGUCAAAGAAGGCUCUCCCUCAUUUGACACUGGCUUUACAAAAUCUUACAUAUGUUCUGAUGCGACUAUCGGCGUUGGGCGAACAGGAAAUGUUCCUGGAGAAUAAUUUUCUAUACAUUUCCGUAGAGAUAAAACCUGCGUACGCUCUUGUUGGAAAAACUAUUUCUAGACCUCGUGUUGAACUGGAACUGAAUGAGUUGAUAGAAGACACUCCUGAAGCUUGCAACUCAAGCGAGGUUCAAUUUAGGACAAUAGUAUUUAAGAAGAAUCCCUAUUUCUGGGGUCAAUUUGCUGACCGGAUAACCUCAUACGUCCCCGUGUUUGAAAUUGAUGGAGCUACUUUUGGAAGUGAUACGAUUACAUACAGACUUCAGAAUGAAAUAGAAGCCAGUUGCAAUGACCAGGAUCCCACAUACGAAGAAGAUGACCCAGACAAGAUGAUUUAUAUAUUGUUUGACAGACAGCAUGCAGAAGACGAUAUUCUGAUAUUCGUCAGACCUAAUACCAGUGAACUGGUGUACGAACUGUAUUUCAACAAGAACGAGAAGCCAAAAGUUGCCGAAGAUGUAUAUACUUAUUCUACUAAGAUGCAAAAGAACGAAGAUGAUCAGACAUGGAAUAUCGAAGAUGGUUAUAAAUUGCUAAUUAAAUCAAGUGAAUAUUCGGAAACUGGGAAAAUAUGGAUAGCCCUAAGACCUUUGCUUGAAAAUUCUGGCGAUUUAUCUCUUCUAACAAGAAAAUUUUGUGCGAAUGUAACGAGUGUUAAAUGCUUGGCCUGGAGAGAAGAAUAUUCUACAAAUGAAUUCUUUUGGGACAAAGACUUAUGCGAGGUUUCGCUUUCAAGCACGCGUUCGGAAACUUACUGUACUUGCAAAAAUACUGGGGAUACUAUGACAGUUGGCACAACAUUUUACGUACCAUUUAACAAAGUUGACUUUAAAACGCUUGACUCUAUAAGUGAUGUGAUGGGACGGUCACCGGUCAUUGGUAUGAUGAUUGCGACAGUGGUUGUUUAUAUCAUGUUUGUGUUUUGGGCAUGGAGGGAAGACAUGAAGGAUCAGUAUAAGUGGUCGUAUUCCUUAAUGAUAGAUAACGAUAUUGCUGAUAGUUAUUUCUACAUUGUCCGAGUGUUUACUGGUCUACGGACAGGGGCAGGGACACAGUCAAAGAUUGGAUUUGUCCUUGUUGGUGAAGAUGGUGAUACAAAUAUAAGGAUUCUUGACGAUGAUAGUCAUAUUGGCUUUGAGCGAGGAAGUAUACGUACUUUUGUGAUGAGUUCACGUAGACAUCUCGGUGAACUAAUAUGUUUACGAAUAUGGCACGACGAUUCCGGAGGAAAUAACUCAUCGUGGUAUCUAAAUAAAAUAAACGUCACAGAUCUAGUUGAUGGAAAAAGGUACACCUUUAUUUGUAACUCCUGGUUCGAUUUUGACAGCGGUGAUAAUCGAGUUGACCGGGUGCUUAAUGCCCAACAUUACGAGGAUGUUCGCUCCUACCAGGACUUGAUAGCUUAUACAAUAGCAGAACAUCAUCUCUGGCUGUCCGUAUCUGUACGUCCGAUUCAGAGUAAUUUCACACGUGUCCAACGACUCUCAUGUCUACUUGGUCUAAUCUAUUUGACAAUGAUCAUUUGCACAAUGAUUGUCGAGAUACCGGAUGACACCACAACGAUUUAUCAAGCCGUAAUUGGUCCCUUCCGGUUCUCGAUGGAGAAUUUUGAGGCAGCACUUAUAGCAGUGACUGUAGCGUCAGUUAUCAUCAUUAUUGUUUCAGUCUUUUUUAGGAAUGCUGAAAAUGAGGAGAAGGGUCCUCAUGUGGAUUCGUUUAUGAACAAAACAUAUCGAAAAGUAAAUGAUAAGAUAAAAUUGGACAAGUCUGUUCUUUCUAGAAGAUACUGGCCUCCAGCAGAAGAAGCUGUAGAUCACAAUUAUUUUUUCUUGCCUCAUUUUUGCAUAUAUGUCGGUUGGACUGUCCUCCUUAUGGCUUUGAUAGUAGCAACAUUUCUUCUGGUAUCAUUUAGCUCAGACUGGGCACUUGUUAAAUCAGAGGAAUGGAUGACAGCCGUGUUUGUGUCCUUUCUGGCGUCGGUCAUCAUAAUUGAAGGUGCAAAGAUUGUCAUAAUAAUACUAGUGUACGCCCUGAUGUGUCAGAGAGCCUACGAACCUAUUGAACCCUAUAUAGACAUCGACAGACUUGAGGAAAUAGCUAGAUAUAAUUCUGCAACACUAGUUAUUGGACCACAAUACAGCAACGUAUUGUAUAAACCCGAAAACCCAAGUAAAGAGACCCUGACUGAGAAUAAAGUCAAACGAAUUCGGAACCACCAACUGUUGAAGAUUGUUUCCCAACUUGUCUUGUAUAGCGCUCUAUUGUAUAUGGUAUACACAAUAAGCUACGAGAGUAGAGACCCGCGGUCAUUCUACUUGAAAAAUCACGUCGAGCAGAUGUUUCAUUUCACGUCGGAGGUAACGGAUUUGGAAUCUUACACAAAAUGGCUGAAGGGGACAUUCAUUGAUGCAUAUUUUUCGAAAUCUUUCUUCGGUGCCGAUUAUGUAGGACACGAAAAUAGAAUUUUUAUGGAGGAUCUAACCAAUCUACGUGUUGGACCGGCACGGUUGAGACAGUUGCGGAUUAUACAAGAGGACUGUAUUGGCCCGUUGGGAGUAAAUUUGACAUGUCACAAUAAAUAUGAGGACGACAAGAAAGAAUCGCAAGAUUUUUGUCUAGGAUGGAAAAAACAGCCAUGUCCUGUAGCAGAGAAGUCUACUUAUUUCUCUUCCACAGCAUGGGAAUUUACAUCUGCUAAAGAAGUAUGGGGGUUUCCAACUGUAGCCCAAUAUUGUACGUAUGGAGGCGGUGGCUAUUUUAUGAAACUGGAUGUAAACAGAGAUGUUUGCGUAAUCAUAUUUGACGAGUUAGUACAGUUUCAAUGGUUUGAUAUACAAACAAGAGCAGUCAUUCUUGAGUUUACUUUAUAUAAUGCAAAUACAAAUUUGUUUGUUUAUUCAAAAUUUGUGGGCGAGUUUCCGGAAGUCGGAGGUUUCUUGCCUUAUAUUGACAUUCAAGUAUUCAGACUUUUCUUGAAUUCAGGAUCCGAAGGGGACUUUCUCUUAUUUUUACAAUUUUUCUUUUUUCUAUUUGUCAUAGCUGCGACAUUUGCUAUGGCUUACCAAGUGUUUACAGACGUGAAAGCAUUUUUCAGAUCCGUUUGGAAUUGUUUGGAUGUUCUUGCGUUAUUAAUGAGUUACACUACCAUUUCGAUUUUCCUUUACAAAAUAACAAUAAUACAGAAAACAAUUGAACAGUUCGAGUCAGACAAAAACGCCUAUGUUGGAUUUGAAAACCUCGCUUUUUAUGACUUCAUCACAAACACUUCAUAUGGUGUUUUAGUAUUCCUACUUUCCGUUAGAGUGUCUCGUAUUCUUGGUUAUAGUGGAAAGAUUAACGAGAUGGCGGCUGUGAUAUCGAAUGCUGCGAAUGAUUUAUACGGAUUUCUUCUAAUCUUUGGAAUUUCUUAUUUUGCUUACGUUAUUUGCGGUACACUUUUGUUUGGGAAAGAGCAGGAAAAAUAUAAAGACGUGUUUCAAACAUACGGCACUUUAACUGAGGCUAUAAUUGGGAAGAAUAGAGUAUCAAAUAUUCUAACAGCAAAACCAGGAUUCGCUGAAUUUUACUAUUUCACGUUUGUAUUGUUCGUUUUAAUGACCCUUGCAACAAUGGCAGCCGCCAUUCUGAACUUCAGCAUUUCUACGGUUCGGAAAGAACACCAGAAGCUAGCUCCAACAAAUAUAAUUGAGGUUAUAUUUGACAGACUUGGAAUGUUAGUGAGGAAACUAAAGCCGGCUAAAAAGAAUGAAAGUAAGGAAACAUAUGUUUUGUAUGAACUAUUCAAUAUAAGUAUUAUUUAUUUGUGCCGUUUUUGGAUUGGACAGAGUCUGCAAUUUUGUAAUUUUGUAUUGCUGUAA
This is a messenger RNA of Ruditapes philippinarum (Manila clam), 6717 nucleotides long. RefSeq lists its product as uncharacterized. The record is from RefSeq and is a predicted model, not a curated record. Gene Ontology annotation, cellular component: membrane. The transcript has 24 exons. Gene Ontology annotation, molecular function: protein binding; calcium ion binding. NCBI's taxonomy places the organism in Eukaryota, Metazoa, Mollusca, Bivalvia, Venerida, Veneridae. Bases 1 to 6717 code for a protein of 2238 amino acids.